Messenger RNA from Misgurnus anguillicaudatus (oriental weatherfish), 2586 nucleotides. It is a transcript of the gene il6r, whose product is annotated as interleukin 6 receptor. The record is from RefSeq and is a predicted model, not a curated record. Gene Ontology annotation, biological process: cytokine-mediated signaling pathway; immunoglobulin mediated immune response. Gene Ontology annotation, molecular function: protein binding; cytokine receptor activity. Lineage: Eukaryota; Metazoa; Chordata; Actinopteri; Cypriniformes; Cobitidae. Gene Ontology annotation, cellular component: external side of plasma membrane; membrane.
CAGAUAGUUUAAUAUGCAGAGUGAGAGGGGAAGGGGCUGUACUCGUCUCUUACAUACGUAUACAAGGUCCCGAACUGAAAAUGUUUAUGUUAGACCAAAGAGAAUUGAAAUGAAGCGUUAUUGGAUGAUUCGUAUUAGUGUUUCUUUCAUUAGACUGUCUAAAUGCUGACCGCGGAAAAUGUAAACGUUCAACACGUUAAACCUAAUGCGUUGACAUUAUGUUUCGUCAUACUCUAAGUAUUUCUGUGCCUCUUUAAUUUUGGAAGGGAAAGUUUUCAUUUAUAAUGUGGUGCCCAUCAACGUUCACGUUACUCCUGUGUUUAUCUGCGGUGAAAGUUCACUGUCACCAUGAAAGUGAGCUGUGUCCUCGCAAAGAGCCUCCUCCUGGAGUUCUUGUAUUGAAGUUGGGAAGCAACGUUGUGCUUGGCUGCAGAGGUGAUGUCACUGUAAAUGAUGUCCCAUUAGUUUCAGCCACUGUGCUUAAAAAAAUCAGAAACAGAUCAGAGGGUGUAACCGUCGGCUUUGCAACCCAGAAAGAUCCUGUGUAUGUUGACGUUAAUAGUAUUAAUCAAAGCUAUAUCAAAGGAACUGCUCCAGCUGGUACAACAUACAAACAGAUUGAUUCAGGUAUACAAACCAAAGCUAAAAAAGACAUGAUGGUUACUGCUAAACCCUCUAUAACAAGAGAGGAUCGACCCACGUUGAGUCGUGUCUUGCGUGAUGUUGAUCAACCCGCCCAUUCAGAGAAGGUGGAAGGAGCUAGACAGGAGGAAGGGGCCAAUGGCGUUACCAUGGGGACAGAUUUCUUUUCGGAGGAAGAUGAAUAUGACGACUACGCGUAUGAAGAAGAAGGGUCCAGGGUGACCAGAGGGAUCAAAACGCGAGCACACUGGACUCUGAAUGGUUGGCAAGUGCGAAGGGGAGGGAUUUUAAGACUGCCAUAUCUCAGCUUGGCCAAUUCUGGAAAUUACAGCUGCUACAAAGGAGAGAGACUUAUCUCAACUAUCAACAUCAGUGUGGGAGUGUCCCCUGAGAGACCCACCGUCUCUUGCUACAGGAAGUUCCCCACUAGCAAGGUCCGCUGUGAUUGGACAUCCAAGCAACCAGUAACCCCACGGCCACUCUGUUAUCUACUUCUUAGAAAAGGAUUCUUAAAUAAUGUCACUCAUAUCAAUUGUUCAUUCUCUCGAUCGCGAUGUUGGUGUGCUUUUCCUAUGGAGGAAGGGGACGACGCGCUAUAUUUGGCAAAACUGUGUGUGACAAACACAGCGGGCAAUGCCAUCAGCCCUCAAAUCAACUUUAGGUUACAAAAUAUAAUUAAGCCAGACCCUCCGAUCAAUGUAGAAGUGAGAGCAGUUACAGGCCAUAACCAUAAACUUAAAGUGUCCUGGUGGUAUCCCAGUACUUGGAAACAUGGCUUCUACAACCUGCAAUUCCAGCUGAGAUACCGACCACAACCCGCAGAAAAUUACCAGUUUAUAGAUGGGAUAAUAGGUGAAUUAUGGGAAAGACGACUGUCUCGGACGAUUUCUGAUGCUCUGCCUAACACUCCGUAUGAGAUUCAGCUUCGGGCCAAGGAUGAGUUUGUUGGCAUGUGGAGUGAUUGGACUAAGACAGUCAUUGGAUUCACCUGGUCAAACAACGAAAUACACAUAGUUCCUGAAAAUAGUCCAACUUUUGACAACAAUAGCUUGGAGAUGUUUCCUGAAGGUUCAGGGGAAUCUGUAGAAGGCACUGAUGUUGGUUCAGUGAUCAUAGAUGAAGCUGUUGAUAGCGCUGCAGUAUGGAUGUAUGUGUUGUGGAUUUGUGGGAUGUGUUGUUUUGUAGCCCUCGUGAUACUUACAGUUUAUUUCUUCAGGUAUAAGCUGCGUUUUGUGUCUAAAGUAGGGAAAGAGAAUUUGGCUUGUUCUUCCCAACCUCAUUCCUCUCCCCCUCUUACUCCUACCACACUUUCUGAGUGGCUUCCAGAGGAGGAAAUGUCUCUGAUGGUUCCUAUCAACCACAAACAGCAACAACCAAGUUUCCUUCCUGAUCAGCAAGAGGGAAAGGAGGGUAUUUACCUGCAUAACAGAGACUACUUCCUGUCGCCGGUGACCGAGGGUGUGCCAUUGACAAUAAGCUCUUCUUCAUAAAAAAGUCAUGAAGAAAAAAUCUACAUUUGCUGUAGUAAAUACACUGUAAUUCAUUGAGGACUUUUGUUUGCUUAAUCACACACUCUGCUGUUAAUUGUAAUGUGACCCUGAUUGUGAAAUCUAGGCAUCAAAUGUUUUGACAUACUCAAUAUUAAAGAUAUCAGUGUUGUAUUUUGUUUUAUUGUAUAGAGACCAAACAAUUCACUGUCAUAAGCCAAACUGAAAUGUUAUAAAUGUAUAUAAACUAUUUCUACGUAAUGCUUCACAUCAAUUGAUUUCUGCAGUAUGUAUAGCUAAAGCACUUUUUAUUAGUUGCUCUAAAAAAUGUUAUAAUAUAAUAGUGCUUAUGUGCUUACACCGCUUAUUUGCUGGUCAAAUACAGAACUUUUAAUUGUAAUUUUCUUUUGUGCUACAGUGGUAACAUUUUCUCCACAAAAUAAAGGUUUUUAUUGAA